AAUAGGCCUUCAUUCGUGACCUUUUAAAGUUCAACAGCUUUUCAUUGAUUCACCAGUCACGUGUUCUAACGAAGCAUAUAUUUUUUCGGUUGUUAUUAAAACUGAACAGUUUGACUUUAUAUCUCAUAUAAAAAAGGCGCUCCUUCCAUAGCAUAGCGUUUAAGAAAGUAUGCAUACUGAGUUUGCCUUAAUUGACCGGUAUCUUGAAACAAGUCAUUUAACCAAAGAAUCAGAAAUGGACAUUAAUGUAGAUCAGAAGGUCCCUCAGAAUACUUGCUUGAUGGGAACUGAAAGUUUGAAUCUUCCUGCAAUCGUGUGUGAAGGACAGUUUACGUGCUCAGUUAACACGUUUAUGGAAAAUAUGGGAGAUUUUGCACCCCAGUCACAAACUGUAGUGCCGGUAACAGAGAACGCACAGGAAUUCCAAAACCCAGAAAGUCCCAAAUGUUUUAUAGACAUGGACAGUCAUCAUGAUCAUGACAUUUCGUUGUAUGACCCGAACAUUGUUGUUAAAACCGAAAAAGUGUAUGUGCCCUGCUCGAUGUCUUCAACAAACAACAUUCCGAAUCUACCAAACUUCUGUAGUAUAGACAAUGAACCUUACGUCCCGUCAGUGAAGACAGAAUCAUUUGAGACUUUCUCGUGUGUGAACCAGUAUGGAAAUUGUGAUAUUGGUUCUGCUGUUGUUGUCGCCCUUAAAAAUGAAAUUAGUCAAGUUUGCAGAAUUCUAGGAAUUUCACCAGAUCCGAGGUCUUGGUCGGAAUCUGAUGUUCUGAGGUGGAUGGACUGGCACGGCAACCAGUUCAACGCUUCGUACGGUGUCACAGAAGCCUUCAGAAUGUGCGGAGCCCAGUUAUGCCGUUUGAGUAAUGAGGAUUUUAAGAGGAGAUCUCCUGAGGCAGGGGCGAAUCUAUAUGCACAACUCGAUGUUUGGAAAAAUGCCUGUAGUCUGCCUAAUCCGCAAAUAAAGCAGACGACUCCUGACUUUUAUUUCCCGCCAGCGCCUACAGAGUCCUACAUAACUCCGUCUCUAUCCCCAACCCCCAGUACAACCAGUGAGGAAAGCUACCAAAGCAGCUCACCAAAAAGUUCUCAGUCGGAGGAAGAAGUCACCGCACAAAAUUACCAUAGUAAUGUAAACAACGGAAAACAAACUAUCCAUCUUUGGGAGUUUCUGAAGGAACUUCUGCUUCAGCCAGACAGUUACAGUGGAUGCAUCAAAUGGGUCAGUCGCCCCGACGGAAUUUUCAAAAUCGAAGAUUCCUCACGAGUUGCAAGGUUAUGGGGGAAAAGAAAAAACCGACCAGCCAUGAACUACGAUAAACUGAGCAGGUCUAUUCGCCAGUACUACAAGAAGGGGAUCAUAAAGAAAACAGAGCAUUCAAAGCGACUCGUGUACCAGUUCUGUCAACCAUACCUGUGAAAAGACGCAACUUUAUAAAUAAAAAAGUAUGGCUUGAUACGAAGGACGUUUCCCAAAAUGUCCACAUCACACCCUUCGUGUGAUUCAUUAAAAUGGCCACUGCUUGGUUUGUAACUUUUCAUGUGACGGUGGUUACCGAAUCCCGGUCCUAGCAGAAUGUAACCAGCUAAAUGAAGUAUUUCUAAAUGGCAGCUAUUCUUGAACGUUUAUCUGGUGCGGGCACCAGUGAUGUAGUCAUCGGAGAUUCUCUGGGAUUCCUCUUGUUGCUACUCUUGCCACUCUUGUCGACCCGAUGGCAGUUAUUUUAUAUACAUGAAUUCCAAUAACAUUUGAAAGUGAAUAGCACACGUGUGUUUGAUUUCCAUUAUUAUAACGUAUAACUGUUAUAAUAACUAUAAGUGCCCUUUAUUUCAUUGUAUUUAUCUUUGACAGCUGUUAAUGAUUUCUUGAUUUUUGAAUUUUAUUCAAUUUCAAUAACUCAUACUUACUGAAUUUGAAAUUUUGCCGUAUUUGUUGUUAGUAUCAAAAUAUGGCAAAUAUAAGCAUAAAAUGUGAUACUGAUUUGUACAAAAUGUUAAUUUUUAGGCAAUAAAUUAUUUUUGACAACAUA
Molecule: messenger RNA, 2033 nt
Organism: Ostrea edulis (European flat oyster)
Lineage: Eukaryota; Metazoa; Mollusca; Bivalvia; Ostreida; Ostreidae
Product: SAM pointed domain-containing Ets transcription factor-like
Exons: 6
Coding region: 170-1423 (417 amino acids)
Biological process (GO): cell differentiation; regulation of transcription by RNA polymerase II
Cellular component (GO): nucleus
Molecular function (GO): DNA-binding transcription factor activity, RNA polymerase II-specific; sequence-specific DNA binding
Source: RefSeq, a predicted model, not a curated record